Messenger RNA from Amoebophrya sp. A25, 3807 nucleotides. Lineage: Eukaryota; Dinophyceae; Syndiniales; Amoebophryaceae. The record is from the annotation of a GenBank genome assembly.
CUUCAAAGAUCCAUGCUUUGAUAAUCUCUUGCUUGAGGAACGCUCUUGUUGCUCAACAGCUCUAUUUGUUUAAGUACUGACAAUUCCAAGGUCCGAGAGAACCAACAACAUAUUUGAACCGAGAAGGUCACAGGUCAACUAUAGUCAAUCUGAGGUGGAGAAGUAGAGAUAGUUCGAGGAUCAACAUAAGAGGAGGAUCAGGAUGCGUACUCAGGUGAAGGUCUUGCUUGGAGCUGGUACGCUCAGUGCCGUCGCUUCCACGAAGUCACCCGCGUCUGGCGUUUCACGUGUGAUCCAACUGCUUACCUCACUCAAGCAGAAGGUGGAGACGGAAACCGCGGCUGGUGCAAAGGAGGCCGAAGCAUACGCAGAUGCGUGCAUCAAGAGCGUGACUGAGCUCGAAGCAGAUGUGAAGUAUGGCGGCGAGAAGGCAGACGAGUUCGCGGCCAUGCAGGAGAGCGAGAGCGCAAAAGCAGACGGAUUUUCUGUCGAAGUUGCGACACUAGGUCCGCAAAUCGCCAAACUCCAAGAAGAAAAGAAAACGGCUGGAAUCGUAAUACCAAGACAUCUGAGUUGAGACAAAUUAAUGUUAAGAGGCGUUCGUCAAGAACAGCGUUUCUGACAAUGACAUUUACACUUUCACCAGUAGUUCCUUGGCUAGCGAAGAAUAUAGAUAGCGGAUUUCAAAAAUAGUUACUGUAUGAUGAACUUCAAAUCCCUACUAGGUCCGCGCCGACGAGUCCAAGACCUUCCAAGGUGAAGAAAACGAGUUAGUCGAGGCCAGCACUAUGCUGACCCAGGCUUACUCCGUCCUCAAGCGAUCCCUCUCCGGUUCCACCGCCUUCUUGCAACAAGCUCCGGAGGGAGACCGAGUUAAGAAAGUGGUUCAGGCUUUGUCCGCCGUUGUCUCCGCGUCUUGGAUUGAUGCCAAAUCUACCGACAAAAUCAAAUCUUUUCUCGAGGCUGAUGACAGCUUGACUCUGAAGCAACCGCAGGCUAUUGUUUCCGCCUACGAAAGCAAGAGCGGAGGAAUCUUGGAUGCCAUUGAGGAUUUGCAAGUACUAUUUUUGGUUUGAGAUGGAUUCAUUUGGACUUAGAUUUAGAAAAUUUAGAUUUUCGAGCAACGCGCAGCUUGCUUCUUUAGACCAAAGUUCUCUUUGAAACUGGUCGAGUCGUUCUUUGCAUUCUCUCGAGUUCAUCAUGUUCUCACUGUUACAUCAACCCCAGGAGAAGACCGCCGAGAGUUUGUCUCAUCUCCGAUCCAAGGAGAUGGACGCCAAGCAUGCUUAUGAGCUCCUCGCUCAAGAUCUGACGAACCAAAUCUCUACCAAGGAGGAUCUUCUUGCCGCCGCCAAGCAGAACCAGGCUGAUGCCGCCGAAGCCGCUGGCAAGGCUGGCGCUGACUUCGCUGCGACCUCUGAUGCGCUCGCCAGCGACAAGCAGUCUUUGGCCGACACCAAGGCUGACUGCCACAAGGCCGCUGAUGCUUGGACCGCCAGAAAGGCCUCUGCUGAUGACGAAAUGGACACUCUGGCCAAGGCCAUCGAGAUCCUGUCCGGCAAGUUCUCGCUUUUGCAGACCAGUGCCCAUGUUGUGAGGAAGGUUAUGGCAACACAUAUAAUAAGUAAACCGGUUAGUUUUUACCUCUCAACCUUAGGCUUAUCCCAUGAAGCAACAAAUAAGUAAAACUCAGAAGUAUGAUUUCCUGCUAACACGAAGAGCUCGACAAUAACACCUUGCCCGUCCUCCCUAUACCCUUCCUUCCUUUCAUACCCCGUUCCGACGAGUUCGAGAUCCGCGAGAAGGCUUCCGCCAUCCUCCGCCGAUUGGGACACAAGUUCAACAACUUUGGUCUCCUCCAGGCUGCCUCAUCCGCUCAGGCUGAUACCUUUGGAAAGGUCCGCACCCUCAUCAAGGACAUGAUUAUGAAGCUCGAAGAAUCCGCAGCCGCUGAAGCGUCCAAGGAAGCCAAGUGCAAGAGCGACAUUGAGAGCGGUAUUUCUCCUACAACUACUACUACUGGACAGUUUUUAGACUUGUUAUUCUUCGGUUUAGAUGAAAAUGAAAUGGUGAGACUCGACGUGAUGAUGGAUUCUUGUCAAUCGGUAAUGUAAAUACCACCGCAAACAACCAGCAACCAACUCCAGUUCAGAACACCCUCUCCAACAUCCUCCUUCAAUCUUCCAAUAACAAUAACCGUCUCCAGGCACGCGCGACGUCAAGGUGAAGGGUAUGCAGAUGAAGAAGGUCCAGACCCGAUUGGAUGCCUCUUCUGCCAAGAGCUCUCAAUUGACCGUCGAGAUUGACGAAUUGAACACCGAAAUCAAGGACUUGGGCGUUGCUAUGCGUGCCGCUACCGCUAUGCGCACCGAGGAGAAGAAGUCCAACGCUGCCGUCGUAAAGGAUGCGGAGGAGGCCAUUGAGGCUAUCAACGGUACUUCGGUUUUAGAUUUGGAUUUCGAAGUUGAAUGUGCUGCAUUUGUGAUUCGAUACAAUUUAGUUUUGCAGGGAAAGAGAGAGAGAGAGAUCUACGCGGAAGAAAAUCAGAAGACUAUCUAAACUUACCGCACCGACCAUUCGCAUCAUACACCCACCUUCUGCCCGAACCUCUAACAGGUGCCGUCUCCACCUUGACCGAGUUCUAUGGUGGUGCUUCGUCUCUGCUUCAGACCAACCAACCCCAGACCGAUGCUGCUGGUCCGAUCAUCGCUAUCCUGCAACAGGCCCAAACCGACUAUGAGAAGAUCCGUCAGGAGACUGAGGCUGCUGAAGAAGCCGCUGAGGCCGACUACGAGAAGGACAUGCAGGAUGGAAAGGUGUCUCUGGCCAAGAAGAAGGCUUUGGUCGAAGGCAAGACCGCUGAGAAAGCGACUUUGAAGGUUAUGGGUCUCUUGUAAAUUUAGAAGACUUUUCGUUAGUCGUGCCAGACUGGUGUGCUGCAUAAUCCGGUUUCUUGACACUAUGCAGAGCUAGAACAUGAGAAAUCAUCUCCUGUUGACUUAUCAAUGUUCUUCUACAUCAGAAUCUAAAUCUAUCCGCACCUCCUCUAACUUUAUCAUGAUCGCCCAACUGGAUGACGACCUUGGUAAUGCGCAGAAGGCGUACGAAGCGUCUGUCGGCUUCUUGAAGAACAAGAAGGAGGAAUGUGCCAACAAGGCCAUGUCCUACGAAGAGCGCAAGAUGCGACGUGAGGACGAGAUCAAGGGUCUUCAGGAGGCUCUGGAAAUCUUGUCGGCUGAAGAAUAGAUUAUUUGACAGCUCCUGGGCUUGUUCAAAUAGGGAGGGAUGCUUGGUCUUUUGACUAUAUGACAUGCUUGUAAUCAUUGAUUUGGAUUUCACCGAAUCAUGGAUAGAAAGCCAUAAUAUGGUCGUUGUUGUCCUGUCAUAGAUGCACCAUAGGAGUCUGGAUGCUUUCGUUUCAUUGAAUGUACGGUGCCCAUGUGUACAGUCCUUAAUCAUGCUAGGGGUCGUCAUAUACAAACACACCACUUUUACCUAAUAUUUCAACCUUAUUUCGGAUUCGGUCGUUAUUUCCACGAUUAUCAAAUAUUUAUGUCAAGGUCAACAAGCACAACAUGAUUUCCACAGAUACUACUGCCUAAAAUUUCCAAUGUUUUCCUUCAAUUGUCUUUUCCAAGCAGCAUUUUAAUCAAACUAUUUCAUCCACUGUACUGCUGACAGACGUGAUACUAUGCGUUACGUGAAUGUCAUUUUUCUAUGCGGAUUGUUUUGUACUUGUUUGUGACUGGUGAGGCCCUCAAGGAAACGGAAGCGCUGGCCAAUGGGGGAGCUGAAAGGAAGUCGAAA